UAAACCGCCAUGGAUUCUCCUCAGCAACAAAGAACCGCUUCCACACCGCCACGGCCUCCUCCUCAAAAUGGAGAUUAUUUUCCGAUCCUCAUAAUGGCAUUUGCUUUUGUGAUUAUCGGCUCCACAGUAAUAAUUCCAUUAUCUUCAAGUACUAAAAACACCUUAUCCAUUUUGCAUCAAGUCCCAGAAGGUUAUGUUGGUGUGUAUUGGACGGGUGGAGCCCUUUCAAAAAGAAUAACAGAGCCAGGAUUCCAUUUUCAGAUGCCUCUGAUAACUCACUAUGAGCCUGUUCUAGUUACUCUUCAAACAGAUCUGGUGAGGGAUAUUCCUUGCGGUACUAAAGGGGGUGUGAUGAUCAACUUUGAAAAGAUAGAGGUUGUCAAUCGGCUUCGAAAAGAAUAUGUAUACGAAACACUUCUCAACUAUGGCGUGCACUAUGACAACACAUGGAUAUACGACAAGAUUCAUCAUGAAAUCAAUCAGUUUUGCAGCUCUCAUACACUUCAACAAGUCUAUAUAGAUGUGUUUGAUCAGAUUGAUGAGAAGAUGAAAGAGGCUCUUCAGGGUGAUUGUACACGCUAUGCACCGGGAAUUGAAAUUCUUAGCGUACGAGUUACAAAGCCAACAAUUCCUGAAAGCAUUAGAAGAAAUUAUGAACAAAUGGAAGAGGAACGUACGAAGGUUUUAAUUUCAAUUGAGAAACAAAAAGUAGCUGAGAAAGAAGCAGAGACCCAGAAAAAGAUGGCUGUGAGUGAAGCUGAGAAGGCUGCCACUGUUAGCAAGAUCAUGAUGGAACAGAAGUUGAUGGAGAAAGAGAGUUCCAGGAGACAGCAGGAAAUUGAAAACCAAAUGUACAGUGCUCGUGAAAAGAGUCUAGCAGAUUCGGAUUUUUACCGUGUGAUGAAAGAAGCUGAAGCAAACAAGUUGAAGCUGACUCCAGAAUUUCUUGAGCUCAGAUUUAUAGAAGCCAUUGCUGAUAACACAAAAAUUUUCUUUGGAGACAAGGUACCCAAUAUGGUUUUGGAUCAAAGGUUGCUUGGUAACUUCAUUCAGAAUAUGUCUAAUCAAGUGCAUGGUUAGAAGCGAGUAAAGUCAAAUGCUUAAAGUUUUCAGGUA
Molecule: messenger RNA, 1116 nt
Organism: Hibiscus syriacus
Lineage: Eukaryota; Viridiplantae; Streptophyta; Magnoliopsida; Malvales; Malvaceae
Product: erlin-2-B-like
Exons: 9
Coding region: 10-1080 (356 amino acids)
Biological process (GO): SREBP signaling pathway
Cellular component (GO): endoplasmic reticulum membrane; endoplasmic reticulum
Molecular function (GO): cholesterol binding; ubiquitin protein ligase binding
Source: RefSeq, a predicted model, not a curated record